GGUCCACAAACAAAUGGUCAUUUUACGCGUGCUAAUCCCAACUUUGUUAUUUACAGCUGUUAACAUCGCAAUGAGUGAGGGAACGUAUUCGGAAGCAAAGUGUCGCGAAUUAUUGCGAGAUUGUGAUGAAAGAACAUGUCCAUUAGAAGCACUGCUUCUAUGUUCACCAGAUUCGAUACGAUUUGCAGAAAAGCGAGCAACGCGAAGAAGCAUACGUCAGAUUCUAGUGGACAGCUACCUGAACCGCUUAUGAUAGAAGUGUCUUGUCAAUGGUUUCCUCUCCUUUUCUCAACAAGUUAAGGAUAACAACAAAUUGCCAACAUUCCAUAUAUAUCCGAGUCUCAUGGUUUUUUU
This is a messenger RNA of Cylicocyclus nassatus, 354 nucleotides long. The record is from the annotation of a GenBank genome assembly. Lineage: Eukaryota; Metazoa; Nematoda; Chromadorea; Rhabditida; Strongylidae.